GUUGUUAAUAGUUGUUGUUGUUUUGACGCCGAAGAAUCAGCACGUCGGGACACGGCUGCUUAAAAGAUAUUAUUAAUUACGAGAAAAAGUGUAUGCAAAGGCGACAAAACGCUAGAUAAGAGGCCAUUAAGCAUUAUCUUAGCGUGGAAAGCAAACACGGUCCCGCGAUUAGAUAGAAAUUAUAUCAAAAUAAAGUCGACUAAAAUGUGCUGCAGCAACAGAAGCCAUCAAUGUCGCCGCGUGCAAAAAAAGCAAAAUAAAUAAAAUAAGAAAUUUACAAAGAAAAAGAGUAUGAAAGCAAAGUGCCAGGUGCCAGCGUCCGCAUCGUUUGUUUGUCUCUCAUGUCUGCGCUUCGUGUCGCGUGUUUGUGUGCGUGUCAGAGUAUUUGAUAGUGGUAGCUGCGGUAACUGUGUGCGUGUGUGUGAGCUCUUGUAAAUGCACCUGCCAGCCUGCCUUGGAGAACUUGCAGCCCCACGCCUCGCGCCGCCCCAAGUUCAGACUGCAACAUCAACAAGAAAUUUCGCUGACCAGCGCCGCGUGUGUUUGUAUGAAAAUGUCAUUGUCAGUGGCGACGCUGACGCUGACGUCGCUGUUGAAUAAAGAUAAAAGAUAAAAAUAAAAUCAAAUAAGAGUGAAUCAAAACGACGUCGUCAGUACGUGUGUGCGUGAGUAAGUGUGUAUAAGAGAGCAGAGAGCGCGCUUCAUUAAUCCGUCUAGCUGUUGUUACUGCUAUUACUAAAGCUGACGUUGACGUCGACGUCUUAGACCGCAGCAGCAUCGAACACACAGUUGCCAUUCGAUUUAACGUCCAGCCCACAUUCAAAUUUCUGUGCCUGCAACAAGGUAGAAAAAAAGUAAACGAGUUUUUAAACUAUUCCUGCAACAAUUGCUUCCAAAUCAACUAAAAAUUGCCAAAAAAAAUAAAUUAGAAAAAGAAAGAAAGCCGAAUUGUAGAUUCAACUGCCAAAUAUAGCGAAACUUCCGAAAUGUGGACUACGAAAACAACACUAAUUGCCUCGUAAAUAAGUUGGAACACCAUAUUAUACACACAUAGAUAUAUAUAUCAGAGAGAGAAAGAGAGAUCAUAGAACGCCAUGGAUGCUCCAGAUGCUGGCCGCAUUAUACGUGCACCUGCGCGACGCAAACGCAACGAUGAACAGCUAAUGGACAGGAUAAAACUCAAAAGGGUCUUGGGUCUAACUGUUUGCAGCAAUGCGGCACUCGAUGUGUCGCCAGUCAGUGGUCUGCUGGCCUAUCCUGCAGGCUGCACUGUGGUCCUGUUCAAUGCCAAGCGUCAUACACAGGCCUAUCUGGUCAAUACCUCCCGCAAAGCAUUCACAUCAGUUGCCUUCUCGCGCUGCGGUCGCUAUGUGGCCACCGGCGAGUGCGGCAUCAAUCCUGCCAUCAAAGUUUGGGAACUAGAGACGCCCAAUGGCAAUCUGGAGCACUGCAGCGGCGGCACAGUUAUUGCCGAGUUCGUAGAUCACAAAUACGCCGUGACCUGUGUGGCAUUCUCGCCCACGGGCAAGUACCUGGUGUCGGUGGGCUCGCAGCACGACAUGAUUGUCAAUGUGUUCGAUUGGCGCGCCAAUCUUAAAAUGGCAUCCAACAAGAUUAGCUCCAAGGUGGCAGCAGUAUGUUUUGCCGAAGAUGGCAGCUACUUUGUCACCGUGGGCAAUCGUCAUGUCAAAUACUGGUACUUGGAGGGUGGACGCAAGUACAAAGAUCCAAUUCCACUUAUGGGACGCAGUGCUAUUUUGGGCGAUCUGCGCGACAAUGAUUUCUGUGCCGUCGCCUGCGGCAAGGGCAUCUGCUCGGAGAGCACCUAUGCCAUUACACGGCAGGGUCACCUGGUGGAGUUCAGCUCGAGACGGCUGCUCGACAAGUGGGUGCAAUGCCGCACCAGCAAUGCCAAUUGCAUUUGCGUCAACGAACGCUUCAUACUUGUUGGCUGUGCCGAGUCCAUCAUACGCAUCUUCAAUGCCUCCACUUUGGAGUAUGUGACGACGCUGCCCAGAACACAUUACCUGGGCGUAGACGUUUCCCAGGGUAUACAGAUCAAUCAUAUUAUGUCUGUGCCCCAGCAAGCCAAGUUCCCAGAUUGUAUUGCCAUGGUUUUUGACGAGCAGCGCUCCAAGGUCAGCUGCGUCUACAACGAUCACUCGCUCUACAUUUGGGAUCUGCGCGACAUAUCGCGAGUGGGCAAAUCCCACUCAUUCCUUUAUCAUUCCACGUGCAUUUGGGGCGUGGAGACUGUGCCAUAUAAUGUGGAGCGUGAAUCUUCGCAAACAUUGCCAGAGGACUGUUUCGUCACAUGCUCGUCGGACGACACGAUUCGUGUGUGGGGCUUAGACAGUUGUGCCAACAAUGAGAUAUAUCGCAAAAACAUAUAUUCCAAAGAGUUACUCAAGAUCAUCUACAGCGACGAGGACUUGCAGUACAUCAAAGACCAGGGCUCGUCGCUCUUCGACAAGGUGGGCAACUCGAGCUAUGACGGCCGCAAUGGCGUGCGCUGCAUUAAGAUUAGUCCUGAGCUCCAGCACUUGGCAAGCGGCGAUCGAUGUGGCAACAUACGGGUCUACAGUCUGCACAAUCUGAAGCUCUUGACCACCAUAGAGGCGCAUGAGUCAGAAGUGCUGUGCCUGGAGUACUCAAAUGAAAAGAUCGAGCGCAAGCUGCUGGCCAGUGCCAGUCGCGAUCGUUUGAUUCACGUCUUCGAUGUGUCGCAAAACUAUUUGUUGCUUCAGACAUUGGAUGACCACAGCUCAUCGAUCACUUCCAUCAAAUUUGUAGGCUCUGGUCUAAACUUUCAAAUGAUCAGCUGCGGCGCCGACAAGUCUAUAAUGUUUAGAAGCUUUCAGGGCAACAUCUUCAUGCGCGGCACCAACACCUCUGGCAAGACAACGCUAUACGACAUGGAAGUCGAUUCGAAUGCCAAACAUAUUCUGACUGCUUGUCAAGAUCGCAACGUGCGCGUCUAUGGCACGCAGAAUGCGAAGCAAACAAAAACCUUUAAAGGCUCCCACUCGGACGAGGGCAGUUUGAUCAAGCUAAGCCUCGAUCCCAGCGGCAUUUACGUGGCCACCUCCUGCACGGACAAGACGCUCGCCGUCUAUGACUACUACUCCAGCGAGUGCAUGGCGCGCAUGUACGGCCACAGCGAACUGGUGACGGGCCUCAAGUUCACCAAUGACUGUCGCCAUCUGAUUUCGGCCAGUGGCGAUGGCUGCAUCUUCAUUUGGCAGGUGCCGCACGACAUGAUUGUCACAAUGCAGGCGCGCAUGUCCCAGCAACGCUUGCGCUCGGGCAUUGCGCCCUUGCAGCGUCCAUUGGCGCCAAUUUCGCCGCCCGAUGCCAUCGUGGUGGAGUCACCCAGCAGCGAGCUUGAGCACCAACAGCUGCCGCCCAAGUUUGUAGUGGCUGAGGAACAGCAAGCCAAUCGCCAUGCGUAUCGACUGUCCGACGUGGGUCAGCUGCCACAGUGGGCUAUGCGUAAGGCGGCCGAUUCGGAUAGCGGCGCUCUGUCCAUACCCACGCCUAUCAAUAGCGCCUUGUCAUCUGCGACCAUGCAUGCAGCCUCGUCCAUGGGCAACUUGAGCUCGUCGCCUAGUCAACAGCUGGGCGUGGCAGCGCCACGCGCACGUGGGCGUUGGGCGCAGCGCAGCAGCCAAGCUCUGGAAACAGAGGAUAUGCGCUCCAACUCGGAGAGUCCACUGGGCACUGUGUCUUCCGUUGGCGGUCAUAAUAUACCAACCUCCGACUACAAUAGCGCCUCCAGCAAGGACAUCAUGUACAAUCAGACGUAUUUAAGCGAAGACUCAUCAAUUGACUCGGGCAUGGAGACGCGACGAGAGCUGAAGUUCAUUGGCAGCAACAAUAAUGGCACAAUCUCCAACAUCUCAACUAUUACCUCCAGCACAAAUACUCCGACUGCUGGCAGCGUUGCUCAACAGCGGCUGCAGCUCGACAAGCGCAAGCCUGGCAUGCGCUUCGAUACGCACAGCCACGAUCAUGACGGCGAUAUCGAGGAUAUAUCAGAUGGGGAACGCACCAGCUCGGAUCAUGGCAUGUUCUACAAUAAUAUGGCACCCAGCACGCCAACUGACUUCAAGGUGACCGCCAUGAAUGAGGAAGAGCUGCGUAAAUCGGUGCGUCGACAGAAGUUUGAGAAAUCCGGCCUACAAUUGACCACGGUGGCCAGUGGCAAUGGCAGCACCCACACGGCGAGCACUGGCACAGGAACUGGCACAUCGGAUACUGAGGAUGAGGGCUCAACGCCCAGUGCGGAAAAUGCAGAGCGCUCGUUGGCCUCGACGCUGGGCGGCAGCUCGGAGAACCUGCCGCAAACCAGCAACAGCUUUCUACACGCGGCGCUGCCCGAGGGUCCUGGCACGUUGCUAGAGCGCGGCACAAGCAGUCGUCGCAGCAUCAGCGCCAAGCAUAACAAUGAAAACGGAAAGGUCUCAGCACCGCCUACCAUUACGAAGUCAUACACGAGCACCAAGAAAGAGGAACUGCUGCAGGUCAUCAACAAGGUCAAACAGCAGCUGGAGAAUGUGGGCCAUAGACCACUGCGUGGCAGCCAUAGCAUAUCAGAUCUAAGCCUAGCGGCAAACUUCGACGGCUCACGCAGUACGGGAGCCUCGCGCUAUACGAAGCCAGGUAAUCCCAAAUUGCUCAAUCCCAUACCCAUUGAGGAGUCGUCCAUUCGUCGCGCCUGCUCGCUGAGUGAUCUGCAUAUGGGAAACUUUGGCAAGCCCAGCAAAGCCAAUGGCACGCCUCAAAAGCCAGUGGCUCAGCAUCGCAAUGGCAACGUGACUCGUUCGGCCAGCAAACGCAACAGUCUGCAGGGCAAAUCAGCCCUGGGCGCGUCCAGCAACUCCAUGAAUGUGCUCAAUCUUGUCAGUGAUUCGGAGCCAGAGGACCUCAAUCGAUUGCGCAGCGCGAGCAGUGGGCAAGGUCGGACCAGUGGAGCCAUUGCUACCUCUCGACAGUACAGCAACAAAAACCCCAACGCCAACAGCAAUCGACGCAAAGCUCCAAGUUUCAACAGUGGCACCAAUAUGCAAGACGACUCCAGCUCGGAGGAGACACCCAAUGUCGCAGCAGGCAAUAAGCCUGUGGUGCCGCCCAGGCCUCGCAAUCUGGGCUUCGAUCACAAGAGCAAAGUAAACAGCAACGCGUCCAAUGCUGGAGCGGGCAAGCAGCGGGCUGGCGGACUCGAUGACUACGAAGCUGCUGAAUCUGAGGCCCUGGUGCACAAUGUGAUCAACAAGCUGUACACGACGACGCAGUCGGCAAUGCAGCUGCACGCGAAUCUGAAGAACUCGUUGCUACUAAAGGAAUUGGAAAACGCUGUGAUUAUGUCCCGCAAUAUGCUUGGCAGUAUAACUCACAAUCGACAAAACGAGAAAUCGCCCUCAGGACCAAGCUAUAAUAUUGGUGGGGCAGGUGGAGCAGAUAUUGGAGAACUUAACAAUCGUGAACAGAUAUCAGGAACAGGCAAUCUGGAGAAUGGCGAUUAUCUUAUGAUGGUCAAUAACUGUGCCGAUCUAUUGAGCAAUUUACGCACUAAGCACAAACCCGACGACUGUGAGAAUAACUCCUAGUGUGUAGCGUUUAUAUUAGGUUAAUGAUAAUAACAAAUGACAAAUGACACGAGCAAACAAACUAAAUGGAUUAAAACAGAACUAAUAUUUAUUAAAUUUAAACACUUCAAAACAAAAACAAAAACACUAAAACUGGCAAAUGGCAAA
This is a messenger RNA of Drosophila hydei, 5756 nucleotides long. RefSeq names its product mitogen-activated protein kinase-binding protein 1 (gene Wdr62). The record is from RefSeq and is a predicted model, not a curated record. NCBI's taxonomy places the organism in Eukaryota, Metazoa, Arthropoda, Insecta, Diptera, Drosophilidae. Gene Ontology annotation, biological process: regulation of mitotic cell cycle; mitotic spindle organization. Bases 1095 to 5609 code for a protein of 1504 amino acids. The transcript is spliced from 19 exons. Gene Ontology annotation, molecular function: protein binding. Gene Ontology annotation, cellular component: mitotic spindle.